UGUUAUUCCAGUGGACUUCAGUCUGACGCCGGACACACUGAGAGGAACGACAGCGGCUUUGGAAAAGGGAAUAUUCAGCAUCGAGGAGGGAAUCUGUCACCGCUAACCGGGACAGUCUGUCGCUCCUCUGUCCUCAAAGGAAGCUGCUCUUACCGGAUUUACACAAUAGCUGUGGAGUAAUUGUGGGGUGCAAUGGAUGAUGGGAAGCCUGUGUGGGCGCCCCACCCAACCGACGGGUUCCAACUGGGCAUGAUAGUGGACAUCGGUGCGGAUGCGCUGACCAUUGAGCCUCUUCAUCAGAGAGGAAAGACGUUCCUGGCUCCCAUCAGUCAAGUGUUUCCCGCUGAGGAUGAUGUCAACAAACAUGUUGAAGACAACUGUUCUCUGAUGUAUUUGAAUGAGGCCACCCUCCUGAACAACAUCAGCAUCCGUUACAGCAAAGACAUGAUCUAUACGUUUGUUGCUAACAUCCUCAUAGCUGUGAACCCGUAUUUCGACAUCCCUAAACUCUACUCUCCAGAGUCUAUUAAGAGCUAUCAGGGACGCUCUUUGGGGACUCUUCCUCCUCAUGUCUAUGCUAUUGCGGAUAAAGCCUAUAGAGACAUGAGGGUUCUGAAAAUGAGCCAGUCCAUCAUUGUGUCUGGUGAAUCGGGUGCUGGGAAAACAGAAAACACAAAGUUUGUUCUCAGGUAUUUAACCACAUCUUAUGGCACAGGACAAGAUAUAGAUGAGAGGAUUGUUGAAGCCAACCCCUUGCUUGAAGCUUUUGGAAAUGCAAAGACGGUCAGGAACAACAACAGCAGCCGCUUUGGAAAGUUUGUGGAAAUUCAUUUUAAUGAGAAGAAUGCAGUUGUGGGCGGUUUUGUCUCUCACUAUCUGCUGGAGAAGUCUCGGAUUUGCAUGCAGAGUCAAGAAGAGCGAAACUAUCAUAUAUUUUAUAGACUGUGUGCAGGAGCAUCAGAGGACAUCAGGAACAUGCUUCAUCUCAACUCCCCCGACAGCUUCCGGUAUUUGAAUCGCGGCUGCACCCGAUACUUUGCAAACAAGGACUCAGAUAAACAGAUCAUGCAAAACAGGAAAAGUCCUGAGCAUGGCAAAGUAGGUGCUCUGAAGGACCCUUUGCUAGAUGACCUGGGAGACUUCAACAGGAUGGUGGUGGCCAUGAAGAAGAUCGGCCUGGAUGAUACAGAGAAGCUCAAUCUCUUCAGAGUGGUGGCUGGUGUUCUUCAUCUUGGCAAUAUCGACUUUGAAGAGACAGGAAGCACCUCUGGUGGCUGCAUUUUGAAGAACCAGUCGAGUCAGACUCUGGAGUACUGCGCCGAUCUGCUGGGCCUCGACCAGGACGACCUGAGAGUCAGCCUCACCACCAGGGUCAUGCUCACCACUGCAGGGGGCGCUAAAGGCACAGUCAUCAAGGUGCCUCUGAAGGUGGAACAGGCCAACAAUGCCCGCGAUGCCCUCGCCAAAGCCGUUUACAGCCGGCUCUUUGAUCAUGUGGUCAAACGGGUCAACCAGUGCUUCCCCUUUGAUACGUCCUCCAACUUCAUCGGCGUGCUGGACAUCGCUGGCUUUGAGUAUUUCGAGCACAACAGCUUCGAGCAGUUCUGCAUCAACUAUUGUAAUGAAAAGCUGCAGCAGUUUUUUAAUGAACGCAUACUGAAAGAGGAGCAAGAGCUGUAUCAGAGAGAAGGCCUGGGAGUGAAUGAAGUUCAUUAUGUUGAUAAUCAGGACUGCAUAGAUCUGGUCGAGGCAAAGCUAGUGGGUGUCUUGGAUAUUUUGGAUGAGGAGAAUCGUCUUCCCCAGCCCAGCGAUCAGCACUUUGCGGAGGCAGUUCACAGCAAGCACAAAGAUCACUUCCGUCUCACAGUGCCCAGGAAGUCGAAGCUUACAAUCCACAGGAAUUUGAGAGAUGAUGAAGGUUUCAUCAUAAGACAUUUUGCUGGCGCUGUGUGCUAUGAGACUACCCAGUUUGUGGAGAAGAAUAAUGACGCCCUCCACAUGUCUUUGGAGAGCCUUGUGUGUGAGUCGAAGGACAAGUUUGUCCGGGAUCUUUUUGAGAACAACUCCAAUUCCAAGGACUCAAAGCAGAAGGCUGGCAAACUCAGCUUUAUCAGUGUGGGAAACAAAUUCAAGACACAACUAAACCUUCUACUGGAAAAGCUCCGCAGUACAGGCUCAAGUUUCAUUCGUUGUGUGAAGCCUAAUCUGAAGAUGGUGAGCCACCAGUUUGAAGGAGCUCAGAUUCUGUCUCAGCUGCAGUGCUCAGGCAUGGUAUCAGUGCUGGACCUGAUGCAGGGGGGCUUUCCUUCCCGAGCGCCAUUUCAUGAGCUUUACAACAUGUACAAGCAGUACAUGCCCAACAAACUCACAAGGCUCGAUCCUCGACUCUUCUGCAAAGCUCUGUUUAAAGCACUGGGCCUCAAUGAGAACGAUUACAAGUUUGGAUUGACCAGAGUUUUCUUCCGCCCUGGGAAGUUCGCAGAGUUCGACCAGAUCAUGAAGUCUGAUCCGGACCACCUGGCCGAGCUUGUAAAACGGGUCAAUAAGUGGCUGGUGUGCAGCCGCUGGAAGAAGGUCCAGUGGUGCACACUGUCAGUUAUUAAACUGAGGAACAAAAUGAACUACAGGGCAAGUGCCUGCAUUAGGAUUCAGAAGACGGUUCGCAUGUGGCUGUGCAGAAGAAGACACAAGCCUCGUGUUGAUGGCCUGGUGAAGGUGAAAAAUUUGAGGAAGAGGAUGGAGAAGUUCAACGAGGCUGUGAAUGGACUCAAGGAGGGUAAAGCGGAAAUGAGCAAGCAGAUCGAGGAACUGGCCGCCUCCACCGACGCUCUCAUGGCCAAGAUAAAGUCUACUGUGAUGAGCCGCAAGGAGAUCGAGCAGGAGUAUGAGGGCCUGGUGAAACGCUCCGAGCAGCUGCUCUCCUCAAUGCAGAAGAAGAAGCAGGAGCAGGAGGAGACGGAGAGACUCAAGCGCAUCCAGGAGGAGAUGGAGAAAGAGCGCAAGAGACACGAAGAGGAGGAGCAGUUACGCAAACAGGAGGAAGAUGACCGCCGCAUGAAGUCUGAGAUGGAGCAGAAGAGGAAGCAGGAGGAAGAGGAGAGGAAGAAAAGAGAAGAGGAAGAGCGAGUCCUGCAGGCCGAACUUGAGAUGCAGCUGGCAUUGGACCGGGAGGAAGAGACUCAGAGACAGACCAUUCUGGAGCAGGAGAGGAGGGACAGAGAGUUGGCCAUGAGGAUCGCUCAGAACGAGGCUGAACUUAUCCAGGAUGAAGCCCAGAUGGAUCCCAUCUUGCGCAGAGAUGCUACCACAGGUGUUUGGUUCUUCACGGAGAUGGGUGCGCAGGUGCAGGCCAACAAGGUGGCAGCUGGGGUGAAGAAGUACGACCUGAGCAAGUGGAAGUACGCUGAGCUGCGAGACGCCAUCAACACCUCCUGUGAUAUAGAAUUGUUGGCAGCUUGCCGAGAAGAAUUUCACCGUCGUCUGAAGGUCUACCAUGCCUGGAAAUCAAAGAACAAGAAGCGAAAUACAGACACAGAGAUGAGGGCUCCCAAAUCGGUCACCGACUACGCCCAGCAAAACCCUGCUCCUCCCGUCCCAGCCCGGCAACAAGAGAUUGCAAUGAACCGACAGCAGCGUUACUUCCGCAUUCCCUUCAUCCGGCCUGCAGACCAGUACAAAGACCCUCAGAACAAGAAGAAAGGCUGGUGGUAUGCUCACUUUGAUGGACCUUGGAUCGCCAGGCAGAUGGAGCUUCAUCCAGACAAGCAGCCGAUCCUCUUGGUUGCAGGUAAGGACGACAUGGAGAUGUGCGAGUUGAGUCUUGAGGAGACCGGCCUCACACGAAAACGUGGAGCCGAGAUCCUGCCCCGGCAGUUUGAGGAGAUCUGGGAGCGCUGCGGUGGAAUCCAAUACUUGAAGAACGCUAUUGAAAGCAAGCAGGCCCGUCCCACCUACGCCACCGCCAUGCUUCAGAAUCUCCUCAAGUGAACAUCACACAUUAUUUGUUCACUUUAUCUAUGCACAUUUAGAUUAAAGGUUGUGCUGCUAGAAAAAAGGGCAACUCUAGUGGAAGUCUAAUUGACUUUUUUUUGUUUGUAGUUUGUUCCUUAUUUUGCUGUGACCUUAGAAACCAGUUUUCAAACGAAUCUGAGCCUUCUUGCUCAGAGAUGCCUUACGAUUUUCAAAAUAAUUCACAUCUCGCUUGAUAGGGAUGUUAUUCAAAUGUCACCCCUCAUAUAAAGGACUUAUAAAGGACAUUUCGUUGUGUAGUGACAGACAUUUCUGAAAAUAUCUUUACUUGUCCCUUCUUUAUUGUUACAGUUGACGUGUCAUUUGUGGCAUGUUAAAGAGCCCCUAUUAUGCAUUUAAAAAGGUCAUAUUUUGGUUUUGGGGUCUCCAACAUCAGGCUGAUAUGCAUUCAAGGUCAAAAAACUAUUUCGUUGUCUUAUAAUAUGCAUUUAUUUUCACCUAAUAACCUCAAUGACUCCCAUAUGAUGUUUUUAGAGAUACAUUUGUUCCCAAACCCCUCCUUAUCACGAUGCUAAUCUGGGCUGAUUAGUCCUAGUCUGUUGCGAUUGCUCGACUGUAUUCAGUGAGAGACAGAAAGAAACGCCCACCACGGCUUAUCAACAUUGUUGAAGUAGUCAGAGUGCAGAGUAUACGUGUGCAGAAGUGCAUUAAAGCAGUGCAGUAAACACCAGCAUUUUGCUCUAUUCUUAACCAUAAGUAAUAACAACAAGUAUUAAUCCGCGCAGUGGCAAAAGCUGAACUAUUUUAAAACUUGACUGUCCACGUAUGUAGGAACAGCUGACGGUGGCCAUAGCAACAACAAAUCUCACAAAUGCAUUUAAAGCUGUAAAAAAAGCGGCAAGCGAUAUAUGAAUAUAAAGAGUUAACCAGAUACAGUACGAGUCGCGUGGAGCGAUUACAAGUAACUAAAUACAAUUAAAUACAUAUUUUGCAAGCUAGAGAAAACAUAGGGCAACCAUUUUAAUCACACUUACUUACACUUGUAAAAUGGAGGAAGAAACUGAUCCAUAAACUGUGUACAGAUAAAGUUCCUGUCAAAGUCCCAUACAUCAAGUCUUUUCUGAUCCUUCCUUUAACAAACGGCCUCCGAAUCCCCCAUUGCAAGGUAGAUUAUUGCAUUAAUCACCAGAACGUUCACUCAUUAAUGUUCACUCAUCUUCAGUCAUGAUCAUUCCCACACUCACCCGCACUCUGCUAGCGUUUGAAGUGAAAGGAGCGUUCACGUUUUACCAGAUCCAGAACUUCAUAUUUAGUUUGUGUCGAUAUGAGCAGACAAAAAAAUUUGACGAUUGACGAAUCAUUUAAACGACUUCGACGUCGUGGCAGUAGUCGAAUCAUUUAAACAACGUUUGAAUCGUUUAUUAAAAAAAAAAAAAGAAUUUUAAACAAGGUGUACUUUCAGAUUUAAACCUCAGCUGGAUGUUUUCAUUCACUUAGAGCUGUUUUAUACACUGCAUGGAAGGUAGUUUUCAAAAUCCAUUAUAGGGGCUCUUUAAAAUAUGCUAAAAAUUAUAAUAUUUUCCUAAAAAAAUACUAAAUAUUAAUUUAUUUGAGAAUCCUGAUCAGCCCUGACAUCAUCAGUUCAACCAAUGACGUAUUUGGGGGUGUGGCCAUUUGUUUUUAUUGUUUAACCAAUCGCAGCCCGGCCUUUUUUCGCAUUAUUGUUGGUGCAGCAAGACAUUUUACCUUUUAAAAUUAAAUUCUAUUAUAUUACCUAAUAUUACUAUAUAGUAAUAUGUUACUAUAUUACUUUAGUGUAAAGAAAUACUUAAUAUGUUAAAACACAGAAUAGCUAGUCAAAGUAUCCCUAAUUGAAUCAAAUAACAACGUUAAAGGCUAAUGAGGAAUAUGCACCGAAAUACAUUAGUUUUGAAUAUUUUCUCUCACCUCUGCAAAUGUGACCAGCAGAACAGUUUCCGAGAAAUGCACCAUCUGAAAAUGCCUUUACAUAUAUUUGAUAAUGACUUUUAUAGAUGCGUUUAAAAGCAGCUUCGGUUCAUAAAAAGGAGAGUCACUGCUGCCGUGCGUGGUUUCGCUCAGCAAUUUUGUACUUAAAUCAUGGUGAUACGCUAAAGGGCAUAUUCAUUUCUGUUCAGUGAAGUGAUAAUGGCACCUUUGUUAAUGAUUUGCUGUGAAUUCUGUCAGCGUGUGUGGUAGAUUUCUGUCAUUUGUACUUUUAUUUAUGUACCGAGUCAAGGAAAUAUUUCAUUUAAAACGAGCUCGUAUGCUGGAGUGUCUCGUUAUUCGCUUCUUAUCUCAUUUGGUCAUAAUAACUGCCUGAAGAACAGAAGUAAUGGAAACGGUGAUGACAUUCGAAGUGCUUUGAAACUUGGCACAGACCAAAAUUGCUGCGUUUGAUCAAUUUGCUGUCAUUAUCCAGACUUUGUUUAUUCAAAUGCUAAUGCUUUUCCAACUGAAACGGCGUCAUCUCAAACGAUCGGUUUAUUAAUAUUAUAAUUGGUAAUCACUUGUUUCCUGUCUGUCAGCUUAUUUUUGAUGUGUCUGGGUUUAAUAUGAUUGAUUGUCUCAUUUUUGACUGGCAACUGUUGCUCUGAUUACUUUACUAGACCAAAAUAAACACGUUCCAUAUGAAA
Molecule: messenger RNA, 6623 nt
Organism: Danio aesculapii
Lineage: Eukaryota; Metazoa; Chordata; Actinopteri; Cypriniformes; Danionidae
Gene: myo6b
Product: myosin VIb
Exons: 33
Coding region: 193-3987 (1264 amino acids)
Biological process (GO): inner ear auditory receptor cell differentiation; actin filament organization; endocytosis
Cellular component (GO): ruffle; actin cytoskeleton; cytoplasm
Molecular function (GO): actin filament binding; microfilament motor activity; ATP binding
Source: RefSeq, a predicted model, not a curated record